AUUAACUAAACAUUUAAUUUGAUAACCAGUUUUGUAUUUUUGAAAAUAAAAUGAACACAAUAUCUGAAGACAAACCCAUUUACAAGCAAAGGAUUGUUUGGCCGUCACUAAUAGUGUUACUAUUGGUACAUAUUAUAGGCAUCUAUGGCUGGUUUUGUCAAUUCACAAGUUUCCACCACAAGACCUACAUCUGGACGUAUGUGUUGUACGUCUUAUCCGGUUUAGGAAUAACAUUGGGCGCCCACCGGCUAUGGACUCACCGUUCGUUCAAAGCCCAUUCCUCUGUAAAGAUAGGGUUAAUGUUAAUGCAAACCAUGGCGUUGCAAAGGAGUGUAUUCUUCUGGAGUCGUGACCACCGAAUGCAUCACAAGUACUCGGAAACAGACGCCGACCCACACAACUCCAAACGGGGAUUCCUAUUCUCACACAUAAGUUGGCUUGUCUAUCACAAACACCCGGAGCUCAUUGAGAAAAGCAAACAGAUUGACCUGACUGACCUUACCAGUGACCCGGUGGUUAUGUUUCAAAGGAAACACAUGAUCGUUUUGUCAGUACUCAUGGCAAUCAUAAUCCCAGUGGUCGUGCCAAUGGUUUUAUGGGACGAGAGUUUCAUCAAUGCAUUCAUUGCCAAUACAUUUCGAUAUCUUUUUGCACUUCACGCCACAUUUCUGGUCAAUUCUGUGGCACAUAUGCAUGGAUUAAGACCAUACGAUGAAAUAAUAGAGCCCCGGGAGAGUAAUUUAGCCAUAUAUUUAACGUUAGGAGAGGGGUACCAUAACUUUCAUCACACAUUUCCAUACGAUUCAAACACAGCGGAACACGACUGGAGAUAUAAUUUCAAUAUAACGAGUCUUAUAUUGGCUAUACUCGCGAAAAUGAAUUUAGUAUACGAUCUAAAACUAGCCCCGAAAAGUUACGUACAUAAGAAAAAGAGCAUGGUUAGUUUGGAUAAGGAGUUACAGGUAGAGAAUAAGCAAACAAAUUAUUUUGAUUAUGUCAUUGGCACUGUAUAUAACUCAAGUUUUUUCUGG
This is a messenger RNA of Oppiella nova, 1031 nucleotides long. The record is from the annotation of a GenBank genome assembly. NCBI's taxonomy places the organism in Eukaryota, Metazoa, Arthropoda, Arachnida, Sarcoptiformes, Oppiidae.